This is a messenger RNA of Physcomitrium patens, 1434 nucleotides long. Its product is annotated as large ribosomal subunit protein uL3. Gene Ontology annotation, cellular component: ribosome; cytosolic large ribosomal subunit. The record is from RefSeq and is a predicted model, not a curated record. Gene Ontology annotation, biological process: translation. Gene Ontology annotation, molecular function: structural constituent of ribosome; RNA binding. NCBI's taxonomy places the organism in Eukaryota, Viridiplantae, Streptophyta, Bryopsida, Funariales, Funariaceae.
UUGUUAUCCUUCGUAUCGGCCAUUCCUUUCAGCGUGCAUCUCUAGCCGCAGUGUAGGUUUCUCUUGUUGCUGUUUUAGGAGGCUUGGUCGCAGCCAUGUCUCACAGGAAGUUCGAGCACCCUCGUCACGGGUCCUUGGGGUUUUUGCCCCGCAAGAGGGCUUCACGCUCCCGCGGGAAGGUGAAGACCUUUCCCAAGGAUGAUCCCGUCAAGAAGCCCCACUUGACCUCUUUCCUUGGCUACAAGGCCGGCAUGACUCACAUUGUUCGCGAGGUGGAAAAGCCCGGAUCCAAGCUGCACAAGAAGGAGACAUGCGAGGCCGUCACCAUCGUCGAGACGCCACCCAUCAUCGUCGUAGGGUUGGUGGCUUACAUCAAGACUCCUCGCGGGUUGAGGUCGUUGAACACGGUGUGGGCUCAGCACCUGAGCGACGAGGUGAAGAGGAGGUUCUACAAGAACUGGUACAAGUCGAAGAAGAAAGCCUUCUCUAAGUACAGCAAACGGUAUGAAUCUGAGGAGGGCAAGAGGGACUUGCAGUCUGAGUUGGAGAGGAUGAAGAAAUACGCUAGCGUGAUUCGUGUCCUUGCCCAUACACAGGUACGCAAGCUCAAGGGUAUUAAGCAGAAGAAGGCUCAUUUAGCAGAGAUUCAGGUUAAUGGAGGUACCAUAGCCGAGAAAGUAGACUUCGGAUACAACCUGUUCGAGAAGCCCGUGCCUGUGGACGCCGUUUUCAACAAGGACGAGAUGAUUGACAUCAUCGGUGUCACACGCGGUCAUGGAUACGAGGGUGUGGUUACCAGGUGGGGAGUUACACGUCUUCCCAGGAAGACUCACAGGGGUUUGAGGAAGGUUGCUUGUAUUGGGGCCUGGCAUCCAGCCCGUGUGUCAUUUACUGUCGCCAGAGCUGGACAAAACGGAUACCACCACCGCACAGAGAUGAACAAGAAGGUGUACAAGGUAGGAAAGUCCGCUGACAAGGAGUCAUUCUCUGCUUCUACCGAGUUCGACGUGACCGAAAAGGAGAUAACUCCUAUGGGAGGCUUUGCCCACUACGGUAUUGUUCGUGAAGAUUACCUUAUGAUCAAGGGUGGUGUGAUGGGUCCCAAGAAGAGGGUUAUUACUCUGCGUCAGUCUUUGUACAAACAGGUGUCUCGUAGCGCCUUGGAGGAUAUCAAGCUCAAGUUCAUCGAUACCUCCUCCAAAUUCGGGCACGGACGUUUCCAAACAUCCCUUGAGAAGGCGAAGGUGUACGGUAAGGUUAAGGCAUCAGCAUAAGAGUGAUGAAGUUAUAGGGGUACAUUCUGUGCUGAUGAGGGUAGUGCCGUUGUAACUGUCAUAUCCUUUGUAGCCUUUUUGCCAUUGCUGAGGAGCAUGCAUCUUAUCUCUAAGUUGCUCCCCGAAGCUUUAAUACACAUCAAGUUAUGACCAUUUCACA